Meira miltonrushii is the source of this 3100-nucleotide messenger RNA. RefSeq lists its product as uncharacterized. The coding region runs from base 329 to 2923 and encodes 864 amino acids. The record is from RefSeq and is a predicted model, not a curated record. The transcript has a single exon. NCBI's taxonomy places the organism in Eukaryota, Fungi, Basidiomycota, Exobasidiomycetes, Exobasidiales, Brachybasidiaceae.
CUUCCACCAUAUAAAGUGCUGUUUGUGUAGCACAAAGGGCUCCUCCUCCUUGCGAUGAAAGCCUAAAGGAAACAAGAAAUUGCUCAAUCUUGCCACAUAUAUCAUCCUACAAUCACAAUAUCCAAAUAGACACGACUACUUUCCGUCAUUCGAUGGACCUAAAGAGCGGAUGAUAAGGACGUCAUAGAAGGCGUAAAACCAACUCAGAUCAGAAUCGCUCCCAACACUGCACGCUCGAUCAAUUCUACCUGUAUUAUGAAUCUUUAAUCUGCUGCAACUGCAUACAUUGACUUAUCCCUUAACUGCUUCCUAUCUGCAAGUGUCAAAAAUGACUUCACUUACGACACUCUUCGUCGUUGGUGUGGAGGAAUAUGUUGAAUUCAACGAAAGUAUGGGAUCAAAAGCAUUCGUAGAACACAUUUGGGAUCAAAGCAAAACACCUCUUAAGCUCGAAGAUACGUCUGCAUCCGGUUCUCAACUUCAUUCGGCAGGCGCAAGAAUAUCUUCCGAUCCACCUCCACGAAUCGAAUUUCCAACGAUUGUUCGACAAAGAGGAAGAGGGAACAAAUACAAAGCGACAGGAAGAUAUAUAAGCUGGGAAGAGUUAAAGCGAAGAAAUCCAGUUGCUUUGAAAGAUCCUCCAAGUUUGGAAGAGUUCAUACGAAAAGGAUCACAAGUUGGCACUGCUGAACGUCUGGCUCCCGGCGCUUUUCUCAAAGGCGAAAAGAAGUUCAAGAUUACCAAGAAGCCCAAAGAUAUGAUCGACCUACAUCAAAGUCAAGAUGGCUGGAUAGGUGGCUCCUCGGAAAGCUCGUAUGCUUCAGAAGUGGGUGCAAAUGGAACCAGUUCGCAACCGCCUGCCAAAGGUUCAUCUUCUUCUGCAAGCAUGUAUGCCCCAAAAGCAUCUUCGAAUGGAUCGUCGGGUAGUAUUUAUGCCCCAAAACCUUCUGUCGGCUCUUCUGCAAGCAUAUAUGCAACCGAAGCACCUAAUGAACCAACGGGAGCAAAUCAAGAAGUCAACACUUCCUUGCAGAAUCCACCCGAAGUCCCAGCACAUGUGUCUGAUGGUCAGGAAACAGCACCACGCACGCUACGGAAGAGCAGGUCUGGAUUAAGCUUAUCGGCUAGGCUGGGAAUAGAUGCUUCAGCCAAAGAGCCAGAGAAACAGCCAGAAGUGCCGGCUGUACCUCAAAAACCGCAGUCUACUCGAAGGCCAUCGAAGUUGACAUUGCCAGAUAAUAGAAUGUCGAUACUGCCGGAUCAAAGUCAGACCGCCUCCUCUGCAACCGAUCUGAAAACGCCUGUAGCACAGACACCUCUCAGUGCAUCUCACCCUGUACCGGAAACGCCAUUGAAACAUCAUGGCAAUCGACAGCAAAUCGACAUUCCCCCGACACCUAAUACAGAACAGCGGGUAUCAGAGAACGAAAUGCGAAAUCUUCCGAAAGCAGGAUUGAUGCUUGAUCCAGGUCAAUCGAUCCAAGCUACUCGAAAAAGUACACCUCUUCGUGCUGCUCGAUCUCAAAUGGACGAUAUGCUUGCACGUCUGCGUCAAGCAAGAUCUGGGCUCUCUGGUGGUGGAAGUGGACAAAGUAUGUGGGCUCCCAAGACAGCGGCAGAAGAUCCGCCAGUGGCAUCUACGUCUGAAGACAAAUCAGGAUCCUCCAGACAGGCAACUCCAACACUCGCAUCUGUUUCAGCUGAUGUCGCAAAUGGUGAUGCAGAGCUAACACCAAAGUUGGGACCUUCUAAGCCAGAGAAAGCAAAAGAAGGAGCGAAACCAAAGGCAAACAAGUCAGGGUCAGCCCCUCAAGCAAAAGAGCUGACGAAUGGAAAGUCUCUUUUGGAUCGUCUAGGCCCAAAAAUGGAAGAGACAGACGCUUCUAACAAAAAAGGGCUACCGUUGCCAGAUACCUCGGAUAAGAAGCCUGUUACUCAGAGUGAGGAAAAGAAAAUAUCCUCGUCUUUUGCGGACAACAAGGUCGAGAAGAAGGAAGUUGACCCUAAGCCGCUGCCAUUAGAUGAUCCAGUACGCUCUGCUCCUACUGAGCCAAAGGCUGAGAGGAUUAAGAAGGAGGCUGCUCGCGAUAUUACACCCACUCCGACUUUGCCUGCGAGCGAGCCAGGGACUAUUUCGCAGAAAGAAGCUGCCGUACCUCAAGCUGAACCUGAGGUGAUUGAUGAUACGGCUUCACAAGUGGGCAAUGAUACAAUGACAAGCAUUAAUUGGGCUGAUGACGAUGAUGAUGAUUCAUUACCGGAAUUGACUGAAGAAUGGAUGAAGACGGCUUUGCUCUCUCCUCCUUCAAGCACCAAAAAGCCAGUCAAGGUAGACUCUAGCUCUGUGACUAGCGAUGAUAUCCAAUCUCGACAUGAAAUAGAUCAAAGUCCAUCUCAUCCUCAACGAGGAGAAAGAAAAGGCCGUGGAUCGAAGCGAGAAAAGGGAGCAUUGCCGCCACGAGGACCAAAAAGUGCACCUCUUGAUCUAGGUAUUCGAAUUGCUGGCUCGGCAGGUAAGCAAAGAUCAUCUUCAGCCUCCAACGAAGACCAGGAUUUAAGCUCUGUGCCACCAUGGCAAAGGCGUUCAAAAGCUGCUUCUUCACCCCCAUCAAAUGGACCUUUAGGCUUGCGCAUUGCUGGACAGGCAGAAACGAAAGCAAAAGAAGCCUCAAAGCCUGCUAAUGUGACACUGGAUUUUAAAAGCAAACGUAAUCACCAUGCACAAGACCAAGGUGGAGAUCGUAGGCCGCCGAAACAAGCUCCAGUGCAGAAUCGAAGAUGGGGAAACGGUUCAGUAUUGCCGCCUAAUGCUACACCACUUCAAAUGCCGGAUAAUCCGUUCGUCGUAGAUGCCAAUGCGGAUUCGACGAACAAGAAAACGAGAUCGAAAGGUAGAGGCGGACGAGCCGAUCAUCGUGUAUAAAGGAAAGAAGGGUUUUGUCCCUUGUACAGUCUAAAAUCUCUUAAAGUGCUUCAUUUGAUUUGCUAUUGUCUGCUAUGUAAUAUUUUGCUCGUACAGUGAACUUUUCUUUUUGUGUAAUAUUAUGGAGAUUUGUCAAACUACAGUACAUGUACAUGAGAAUGAAAACGUUAUUUUUUG